This is a messenger RNA of Melampsora larici-populina 98AG31, 4587 nucleotides long. RefSeq lists its product as uncharacterized. Gene Ontology annotation, cellular component: phagophore assembly site membrane; extrinsic component of membrane; Atg1/ULK1 kinase complex. NCBI's taxonomy places the organism in Eukaryota, Fungi, Basidiomycota, Pucciniomycetes, Pucciniales, Melampsoraceae. Gene Ontology annotation, biological process: positive regulation of protein phosphorylation; reticulophagy; autophagy of peroxisome. Gene Ontology annotation, molecular function: molecular adaptor activity; protein kinase binding. The transcript has 9 exons. The record is from RefSeq and is a predicted model, not a curated record. The coding region runs from base 1 to 4587 and encodes 1528 amino acids.
AUGAGAGUCAUUAGAGCUCACGAUGGCGUGACAUUCGAAUUUACCAAACAACAUCUUCAAAAUGUAGAUAGGCUAUCUGCGCUUCUAGAUAUACUUGGACCAGCGAUGGAUCUAGACGCCGACGACUUAAUCCUAAUGAACUCACUUGGAUCUCAAUUGACCGAUACCCUUCUCCGUCCAAUUCUAGAUACACAUCGAUCUCCAACUUCAUCUCCAAUCAAUCCUAUGCCAUCCUCUUCUACUGCAUUAAUACCACAUCCAAGAACCCUACAGGAUCCAACUCAUCUUCUCUAUGCUUUCGAUAGGAAUUACCUCUCAGCAGAUCCAAAUAAAGUCUUGGAAGAACUUUUGUUUCAUGUAGAAGAAGCCCUAGAACCUCCAAUUCGUCAAUUCAAUUCAAAUCUUGAUACAGAGAUUGGAAAUUACACAACUCUAGCCAAAGCACACCACACCUCCGGUUCAGCUCACUUUCGUACAACCCUAUUACUUCUAUCGCACAUUCGAGCUCAGAAAUCUGCUGUUGAAGCUGCUUUAAACAAUCUUGACAAAUGUAGAGAAUCACCUAAAGGUGCAUGGGAAGCAUUCGAGACCUUUGCUCAGCCUCUGGUUGAAGGAUACGGGAAACUUCUUGAAGCAUACGCACCUGCUCUAGCACUCUCACGACUGGUGAAGAUUCACCCUCAACUCCUUUCGAAUAGUACGCUCAGUCGUACAACUUCUUCUGGCAGCGCUGUUGGUAGUAGUGGAACACCUGUAACAGCGAAAUUGAAGUGCAUGGGCGAUUAUGUGAUGGAAGAUCGCAUUACGCAAAUCCGGGACAGGUGCUUGAAAGUCUAUGAUGAUCUUUGUAAGAGGUUCGAACGCAUCAGAGACUCGUCAAGAGAAGUGGACGAAGGUGCGAUGGCGAUUCGUAAUGGACUUUGCGAACCGGACUGUGACUUGACUGAAUUGGAUGUGCUUGAGAGGGAUGCUGAAGAGGGAUUUCAGCGAAUCGAAGAGGUCGUCCACCAGAUUCUACAGGUCACAGAGGCAGAAGCAGAGGUGCUGGCGGAAUCUUUCACUGAGCUUGUCAUUCUCGAUGAUGACACGCGAGAGAGGGUAGCCUUUUUAGCGGAGCGCAAAAACUUUUGGCUGCACCAUCUUGUACAUUCGCUCAACAGGAUAUCGGUGUUGCAAGGUAUCAUGUCUUGUAUAGGUAGUGAUGUACAAGCUCUAGACAACGAAUUAAGCACGCGCACCGAUGCUUUCAAACACCUUGCUAGGCUUAAAGACUUUGUCACUUCAUACGCCUCAACAGUUGUCGAGGUUGUGAGGAGACGAGAAUUCUCACGCCACCUCGUUGAUUAUGCCUCUGCAUUAUCCAACGCGCUUUCAAAACUGACCGCUGAUGAGCGUAAACGCAGGGUCACCUAUCGUGCGGACUACGGAGGCAAGAUGCCAUUUACUGUUGAAGGUUUGGAUGAUAUCAAUGUCCCAACGAUUGAGUUCGAGUUUCGGAAUGUCAACAGCGCAGCUAUCAAUGGAGCUAGGCCCAAGGAUUCAAGUCGAAGCGUACAGAAUGUAGGGGAUCUGCCUCCACUGACCAGAGCAGACGUUGAUGGUUUUUUGUAUGGACAUGUAGAUCUCAUCAGUAGCUUACGGAGCAUCGAGGAAAGUCCUGAGAAGGAACAGGAUAAUGAUCUUCAGCUGGCCAGAGCACCUGCUCGCGACGUCCGACUCUUGGUAGAAAAGCAAUUUAGUCGUUUGGAGAGUAUGGAGAACGCGUUUGCACAAGCAGUGGAGAGAAUCGUUGUCACCGAAAGUCAACUAAGCACAUCAUCUUGCCCGGUAGACAACGAAUUGACAAAGCGUUUAGAGUCAGAAGUAACAGAGUUGAAAGCUAUCAAUGAGGAUCUACGUCAACAAGCAGAGCAAGAAAAGGUUUCAUCCGAAAAUUCUACUCGCAAAUUUCAAUCGGAUCUCAAAUUGCAUUCACAGAAGAUUGAAGAUCUCAAAUUACAAUUGCUACAAUCCAAAGAAGAGCACCGAGAAGAAUGCGAACGAUUAGCACACGAUACUCUCACAUCGACUCAAGAACGUGAGAGUUUGUUAGCUGACGUCCAGAGGUUAAGGCCGGCGGUUGAAAGGUUGGAGGAAGAACUGAAGACCCGAAGCAAAUCGUUGCAAGAUGCUGAACGUCAACUAAUCUCUGCUCGGGCUACUGCUGACGAUGCAACAAAGGAGUUACACGAUCUAGAAGCUCGUCAUCGAGAUCAGCUCUCGGAUCACAGCCACGUGUUGAAUCAACUUCAAGGCUCUCAAGACCGAGUAGCCGAAUUGGAAAGUCAACUCAGUCAAGCUCUCGACAGCAACAGAGAUCUUACAGAGCGUGUAGAUAGCAGUGUACGAUCGAUGGAUGAUCGACUUUCAGAGGCGGAACGUAUUCGGCUAGAGAUGCAAAACGAGAUCGAUCAGUUGAAGUCGGACCUGAUGGAACAGCAGAAGAGCAAUCACGAUGCUAAUGACACCAUCCAACAACAGAAGUUACGCAUUGAAGAAAUGGACCGUGAAUCCCAACUUCGGGCUGAAGAUCAUGCAAAGGUGCAACGACAACUUACGGAGGACACUCGAGAAGCCACUAUGCGCUUGGAAACUCAUUGUCGAGCCGCGGUUUCUAUACUACAGAGUUAUCACCUAGUCAACAGCAAAAUCGUUGACCGAAUCGAAUCGAUGCCCCGUCCUGGCUCAACUCACAAGGCUGUACUUGCAACUUCUACAGCUUUGGGUGAAUCCGCUGUACCGGCACAAGAUUCAAGUAACUCCGUUGUUGUUGCCAAACCAGCGACAGAUGAUUCCUCGAUACCUGAUCCAUCGUCACCUGAGUUCGGUACCUUUAUUGACAAGUUGGCACAACGUGAUCCUGAAGCUAUCGUUGAACUGGUGCAGAACAAGCUUGAUUACCUGUCACUUACUGUAAGGAAAUGGAUGAAGGAAAGCAAGGGAUACCGAGAACGAGCCAAAAGCUCUCAGGAAUUGGCAAAUGUCAGAAUAACUUUCAGAGAUUUCGCAAAGGGAGACUUGGCACUAUUCUUACCCACACGGAAUCCAACAGCUCAAGUAUGGGCGGCUUUCAAUGUCAGUUUUCCACAUUAUUUCUUACAAGCAAAUGAUGCGGUUGCGCCCAUCAUCAAAUCUAGAGAAUGGCUUGUUGCGCGUAUCAUCUCGCUGACGGAAAAGAUGGUGGACCCAAAGGAUCCCGAUACCAACCCAUAUGCUCUCUCAGCUGGAACUCGAUAUUUUCUUUUGGAAGUUGAACCUUGGAGUGUUGAAAAAAACCCUCGAAAGAUAACUCAAUCUUCACUUGGAUUAGGUCAACCUAGUUCGGUCACAAAGCAUUCACCCAGUAGAUCUGCUACUUUACCAUCUCAGAUGGCACUUCAGAUCAGCACCUCGGGUGGUAAACGUCACAGCACCGGUGGACCCACUUUCAAUCGCGAGAGCCGACAAUCGCCACCGUCAACUACACCGGCACUUGUUAACACGUCACCCGAGGAGAAGACAUCAAUCUCUGCUCCCUCACACUCAAAUCCUCAUCGAGUUGAAAUACCAUUGGAUCUGACUCAAUCUGAAUUUACUGUCAUCGACACUCCGCCUUCGCCACCAGCAAAUGAGAUUCCAGGAGACUCGCCAUUUGUUUCUUCCGUUCGCACAACUGCCAGUAGCCCACCAUCUCGUAGAACAGGACCAUCGGCUCUGUCCUUAAGCUUAGCCAAAAGCUAUUCAAAGUCACCACUAAGUCACGCAUCGGUUCCCCUUCAGACAAGUUUGAUCCCAGUAUCGGAAGCCAUUCCCGAAGAUCAGACAUUGGACGAUCUUCAAACUCCCAGUGCAUUCAAACCUUCUGAAUCUGCUCGACCUGCCUUCCUUACCAAUCUGUCUGUGGCUUCGUCUCAAUCUCGAAGAACGAACCUCUCGUCAACAAUGCCAGUUCCCUUGAAACCUCGGCUUAGACCUGUUCCCAAGGCGCAUACUGCUUCACGAUCCAACAGCCGAGCUUCAUCGAUUGCUUCUUCGUCUCACAUCAGUCCAGCGAUCAAGAAACUCCUACAGCCUGCCUCGCCAUCUAGUAAAGGUUUCACAACAGUCUCAACCACAUUAGUGUCGUCUGAAAAGAACGUGGGCUCGAGUCCUAAAGACAAUGAUAUUCGACCAUCUGUUGUUCUAUCCAGUGAUAAACCUAGUCCUUUGGCAAUCGGUCCUACCAAUGUAGUCGGAGCAAAAGAUUUAGCCAACAGAAGAGUGAGUGUUUCUGGAUCUAACCAAGGAGGAAUACCCUUUAACGUCAAUAGGAAUAGUAGUAGUAGUCUGAGUAACAGUAGUAUGGGAGGGAGUGGACAAUUUAUACAACAAGGUGGACAGAUAGCAGGAUCACCUACGACUUCGAUUGGUGUGGCUAACAAUGGUGGCAAUACUGGUGGAUUGUCUGGUUCGUUUUUUGGAACAUGGAGAAAACGAAAAGAGAGUGAAGUGAUGCCUGGUUCGUUUGGAGCUAGUGAAUUAUUAAAAAGGUUUAGUUCUCAAAACCCACCUUCUUCUCCUAAAUCAUGA